Molecule: messenger RNA, 4382 nt
Organism: Sus scrofa (pig)
Lineage: Eukaryota; Metazoa; Chordata; Mammalia; Artiodactyla; Suidae
Gene: NPC1
Product: NPC intracellular cholesterol transporter 1
Biological process (GO): sterol transport; cholesterol homeostasis; intestinal cholesterol absorption
Cellular component (GO): plasma membrane
Molecular function (GO): lipid carrier activity; cholesterol binding
Source: RefSeq, marked provisional
AGCCGGCGCGGCAGCCUGAGACGUCUCGGGACGCUGAACCGGACUGCCAGCUGAACCUCGGACGUCCGCCGCCCGGCGUCGCGGCAGCAUGAGCGCGCGCGGCCCGGCCUUCGGCCUCCUCCUGCUGCUGCUCUGCCCUGUGCAGGUAUUUUCACAGUCCUGUGUUUGGUAUGGAGAGUGUGGAAUCGCAUAUGGAGAUAAGAGGUACAAUUGCAGAUACUCUGGGCCACCAAAACCACUGCCAGAGGACGGCUAUGACCUAGUGCAGGAACUCUGUCCGGGCUUCUUCUUCGGCAAUGUCAGUCUUUGCUGUGAUGUUCAGCAGCUGCGGACCCUGAAGGACAACCUGCAGCUGCCUCUGCAGUUCCUGUCCAGAUGUCCAUCCUGUUUUUAUAACCUAAUGAACCUGUUUUGUGAGCUGACAUGUAGCCCUCGACAAAGUCAGUUUCUGAACGUUACAGCAACUGAAGAUUAUGUUGAUCCCGUUACAAACCAGACAAAAACAAAUGUAAAAGAAUUAGAGUACUAUGUUGGAGAGACUUUCGCCAAUGCCAUGUACAAUGCCUGCAGGGAUGUGGAGGCCCCCUCGAGUAAUGAAAAAGCCCUGGGGCUGCUGUGUGGGAGGGAAGCCCAAGCCUGCAACGCCACCAACUGGAUCGAGUACAUGUUCAACAAGGACAAUGGCCAGGCACCAUUCACCAUCACACCCAUCUUUUCAGAUCUUCCCACCCACGGGAUGGAGCCCAUGAACAAUGCCACCAAGGGCUGUGAUGAGUCCGUGGAUGAGGUCACGGGGCCGUGCAGCUGCCAGGACUGCUCCAUUGUCUGUGGCCCCAAACCCCAGCCCCCGCCACCUCCUGUUCCCUGGAGAAUCCUGGGCCUGGACGCCAUGUAUGUCAUCAUGUGGAGCAGCUACAUGGCCUUCCUGAUCGUGUUUUUUGGAGCAUUUUUUGCUGUGUGGUGCUACAGAAAACGGUAUUUUGUCUCUGAGUACACCCCCAUUGAUGGCAAUAUAGCUUUCUCUGUAAACUCCAGUGACAAAGGGCAGGCUUUCUGCUGCGACCCUCUGGGCGCCGCAUUCGAGCGGGGUCUGCGGCGGCUCUUUGCCCAGUGGGGUGCGUUCUGCGUCCGGCACCCCGGCUGCAUCGUGUUCUUCUCCUUGGCCUUCAUCGUCGCGUGUUCCUCAGGCCUGGUGUUUAUCCGGGUCACGACUGACCCGGUCGACCUCUGGUCUGCCCCAGGCAGCCAGGCACGCCGGGAAAAGGAGUACUUUGACACGCACUUCGGGCCCUUCUUCCGCACGGAGCAGCUUAUCAUCCGGGCCACGAACAACCAGUCACACAUCUACCACCCUCCCGCGGGAGCCGACGUGCCCUUCGGGCCUCCACUCAGCAGAGACAUUUUACACCAAGUUCUUGAUUUACAAACAGCAAUCGAAAACAUCACUGCAUCCUACAACAACGAGACGGUGACGCUUCAGGACAUCUGCUUGGCCCCUCUCUCACCAUAUAACAAGAACUGCACCAUCCUGAGUGUGUUAAAUUACUUCCAGAACAGCCAUUCCGUGCUGGACCACCAAGUAGGGGACUUCUUCUUUGUGUAUGCGGAUUACCACACACACUUCCUGUACUGCGUACGGGCUCCUGCUUCCCUGAAUGACACCAGUUUGCUCCAUGAUCCUUGUCUGGGGACGUUCGGUGGACCAGUGUUCCCGUGGCUCGUGUUAGGAGGCUACGAUGAUCAAAACUACAACAACGCCACUGCCCUUGUGAUAACCUUUCCUGUCAAUAACUACUAUAACGAUACAGAGAAGCUCCAGAGGGCCCAGGCCUGGGAAAGCGAGUUUAUAAAUUUUGUGAAAAACUACAAGAAUCCAAAUCUGACCAUUUCUUUUAUGGCUGAACGAAGUAUUGAAGAUGAACUAAAUCGUGAAAGUAACAGUGAUCUCUUCACUAUUCUAAUCAGCUAUGCCAUCAUGUUUUUAUAUAUUUCCAUAGCCCUGGGGCAUAUCAAAAGCUGUAGCAGGCUUCUGGUGGACUCUAAAAUCUCCUUGGGCAUCGCCGGCAUCCUGAUCGUGCUGAGCUCAGUGGCCUGCUCCCUGGGCAUCUUCAGCUACAUUGGGGUCCCCCUCACCCUCAUCGUGAUUGAAGUCAUCCCGUUCCUAGUGCUGGCUGUGGGGGUGGACAACAUCUUCAUUCUGGUCCAGACCUACCAGAGAGAUGAACGUCUUCAAGGGGAAACCCUGGACCAGCAGCUGGGCCGGGUCCUUGGAGAAGUGGCUCCGAGCAUGUUCCUGUCAUCCUUCUCCGAGACAGUGGCAUUCUUCUUAGGAGGCCUGUCCGUGGUGCCGGCUGUGCACACUUUCUCGCUCUUUGCGGGGAUGGCGGUCCUCAUCGACUUCCUCCUUCAGAUCACCUGCUUCGUGAGUCUCUUGGGGUUGGACAUCAAGCGGCAAGAGAAAAACCGGCUGGACGUCGUUUGCUGUGUCCAGGGCGCCGAGGACGGAGCGGGCGUCCAGGCCUCAGAAAGCUGCUUGUUUCGCUUCUUCAAAAAUUCCUAUGCUCCGCUUCUGCUUAAGGACUGGAUGCGACCCAUUGUGAUCGCAGUAUUUGUGGGUGUUCUGUCGUUCAGUAUCGCCGUCCUGAACAAAGUAGAAAUUGGACUGGAUCAGUCUCUUUCGAUGCCAGAUGACUCGUAUGUGAUGGAUUAUUUCCAGUCCCUCAGUCGGUACCUGCACGCCGGCCCGCCCGUGUACUUUGUCGUGGAGGAGGGGCACAACUACACUUCUCUGAAAGGGCAGAACAUGGUGUGCGGGGGCCUGGGCUGCAACAAUGACUCCCUGGUGCAGCAGAUCUUCACCGCCGCGCAGCUGGACAACUAUACCAGGAUAGGCUUUGCUCCCUCGUCCUGGAUUGACGACUAUUUUGACUGGAUUAAGCCGCAGUCGUCCUGCUGUCGAGUCUACAAUAGCACAGACCAGUUCUGCAACGCCUCAGUGGUCGAUCCCACCUGCAUCCGCUGCCGGCCUCUGACUUCGGAGGGCAAGCAGAGGCCUCAGGGCGAAGACUUCAUGAGAUUCCUGCCCAUGUUCCUGUCCGAUAACCCGAACCCCAAGUGUGGCAAAGGGGGACACGCCGCUUACAGCUCAGCCGUUAACAUCCUGGGCAAUGGCUCAGGGGUCGGAGCCACCUACUUCAUGACCUACCACACAGUGCUGCAGGCCUCUGCUGACUUCAUCGAUGCCAUGCAGAAGGCCCGCCUCAUCGCUAGCAACAUCACCAGAACCAUGGGCCUGGAAGCAAGUAGCUACCGUGUGUUCCCCUACAGUGUGUUCUACGUCUUCUACGAACAGUACCUGACCGUGAUCGACGACACCAUCUUUAACCUCGGCGUGUCCCUGGGAGCCAUCUUUCUGGUGACGGUGGUUCUCAUGGGCUGUGAGCUGUGGGCCACAGUGAUCAUGUGCGUCACCAUCGCCAUGAUCUUGGUCAACAUGUUUGGCGUCAUGUGGCUGUGGGGCAUCAGUCUCAACGCGGUAUCUUUGGUCAACUUGGUGAUGAGCUGCGGCAUCUCCGUGGAGUUCUGCAGCCACAUAACCAGGGCGUUCACGCUGAGCACAAAGGGCAGCCGUGUGGACCGGGCCGAGGAGGCACUCGCCCACAUGGGCAGCUCCGUGUUCAGUGGAAUCACACUAACCAAAUUUGGAGGCAUUGUGGUGUUGGCCUUUGCCAAAUCUCAAAUAUUCCAGAUAUUUUACUUCAGGAUGUAUUUAGCAAUAGUCUUGCUGGGAGCCACUCAUGGAUUAAUAUUCCUCCCUGUCUUACUCAGUUACAUAGGACCAUCGAUAAAUAAAGCCAAAAGUCUGGCCACUCAAGAGCACUACAAAGGUACAGAGCGAGAACAGCUCCUCAAUUUCUAGCCCCUCCCAGGCUUUGGAGACUUGUCUGCGGGUUGGUCCAUUUACCACUGGACAGUAGCUGUGUUGUCAAGGCUCAGCUGAACCCUGGCUGUGAGCAGCCAUCCGGCUCUUUAACAGCAGCAGCUUCGGCCACGGCGCUUUUAAACUCAGGAACGCACACUCUGACUUGUGAAGCAGUAUUACUGAACCCGGAGGCAGCCCCAGGGCACUGGAGCGGUUGCCGGUUCUCCAUCAGCGGGGCCUGGUUCUCGGGCAAGCGGAAGGGACGCGAGGAAGGCCGCCGUCUGCUCACUGACACUUUCUAAAGGCCAAUCAAUGCAAUGUCUCUCCUUUUUUAGGAGUAAGCCAUCACCAGUUCUACACCGUAUUUUUAGUAACAUUCGAGGGUGUCGUAGAUAUACUUUAUUACAACAUUUUGUAGUUUAAAGAGCUUUAUUAAUGCAAUAAAUUAACUUUGUACACA